AUGGCAACGACGCGCCGAAAUGCGUCGCUCCAGGUCUUCGAGGAUCCUCCGGACGCGUACAAUACAAACAGCAACUCCGACGAUGUCGAGACUGCACUCCUCAAUGCCCUCCGCCCACUCAGCGACGCGUCCAACAAGCAAAACGUCCAGCUGAAUCCGUCCACAACGACCAAACCGGGCUCUUCACCAUCGAAGAAGGACAGUUCUCCUGCCAGGCCUACCAGUGCACAUAGUCUCAAGGAGUACAGAUUCACGCCGCCGCCUCAACCAAAUUUCACCACCGACUCCAUCCAGAAGAACGGUGACUUCUACUCCAUGUAUCACCAAGUCGCUCCGCAGCCGGAGCACCCACUCUACCCUCAACAACAUCCUUAUCAGUCUUAUGAUAAGGAGAACUACUUCGAGACUGGCUCGUCAUUUGGAGACCUGAGUGUGCCUUCAUAUCCAGACGUGGACUAUGGCUACAAGACCUCUCUGAAACGCAGCUUCACUAAUUCCAGUGCUGUCAAGGUGCCUUCGCAAUCGUUGAAGAAGCAGAAGCUGGAAACAGGAGAGCCAUUUGAUCUUCCCAAUCCCGAAGACUUGCCUCACCCAACGGACGAUGGCUCGAAACCAGCUCACAGCUAUGCCGAACUCAUUGGCAUGGCUAUCUUGCGUGCACCAAAUCGACGUCUCACCCUGGCUCAGAUCUAUGCAUGGAUAUCUGACAACUUCGCCUUCUACAGCAAGAACGAAGGCGGCUGGCAAAACAGCAUUCGCCACAAUCUCAGUCUUAACAAGAACUUUGUGAAGCAAGAACGACCAAAGGACGACCCUGGGAAGGGCAACUACUGGGCUAUCAAGCCUGGUGAAGAGCGCCCAUUCCUCCUAGGCAAGAAGCAACCACUUCGCAAGAUCAUCAACCCUGAUGGAUCUCAGUAUGUGCACGGGUUGCCUAUGCCACCCUCAGAUCCUGUCAGCUACCGCGCAGCCAGCACACCAGCCGUGAGCAACUUCACCUUGGGGCCCAAUCCCGUGCGCAAGCUCGAAACCAAGGAUAUCGACUCUGCAAAGUUCCCAGACGAUGCUGAAUUAUCUUCCGAUGGCACCAUCCCAGCGUCUGAUCCUGCCCUGCAAGAGGAUGAGCCCGAAAAAGAUGACAGCGCGGCGAUGCCACCGCCGCCAGUCCUCAUGCGCUCGUCACCUCCGCCGCAAGAUCUCGGAUCAUCACCUCCAGCAAUGCACCGAAACGACACGCCGCCGCCGGCUCCUCGCUUUCCUCCGUCCAGCCGCUCGGGUGGUCAGAGGCGAAAGUUCGCUGGCCUCAACGACAGCGGCUACUGGUCUUCAAUCGAGUCUUCUGCUGCCCGCGGUGCUGCUAAUCAGCUGGCGUCCGAGUCAGACUUGCGCAGUCACCGCAUUAAGAAAGGCCGCGCUGAGGCUGAGAUUGCACGCAUGCGCAGCUCAUCUUUUGACAGCCCGACCAAGGAUGGUAGCCGCUAUCUAGCGCUACCUUCCGCCUUUGGGUCAUCACCUGUACGCAAGGACGACAACCCACUGACACCAGCAGUCGUCUUCAAACGACCUGCGAAGCCUGCGCCAGCUAUCUCACCAAACACAAACUUGCGUGAUCACCGCAAGGCAGUUAGGCAGCUACUUGGCUCACCAGCCAAGACAUACAGCCCAAUGCCAGCACAAACAUGGAGUCCUGCGUUCAACCUGCAGGAUAGCACUCCAGCUGGUCUGACACCGUUCAUCUCGCCGUACAAGCAAGGCACUACACCUUGGCCGGCGGUCGAAGAUAGUUCCGUCUCCUACAACCUCAAUAACGCCGCCUUUGAUGUCUUCCUCGACAUUCCCGACCAAGACAUCGCUGCACGUGGCUCGCCUGAGAAGCGAAGCAACGGUCGUCCUUCUCUUGCACGCGCAGCCACGAGCACUGGUAUCCUUGCCGAUAUCACCGGAACUGCUAAGAGCAAUAACCUCAUGCUACCACCCGCAACUGGCAGCCCUUUCUCCUUCUCACCCUUCCUGACAAAGUCAGGGGCGCUGAGAUCACCGGCGAAACUUGAUUCACCACUAAAGCAAUCGCACAAGCCACCACCGAUAUCGCAGCCUACUGACGACUUCAACUGGCCAGAUCUCACGGCUGGCGGCGAGAAUGCCCCUCUAUAUAUCGACAACAACAACGACGUCUCUGACCUCUUUGGCGUUCAGCUGCACAGUGAUGGCAGCGAAGAAGGCAUCGACAUCUUUCAGGACUUUGGAAAGAUUGGGCAGGCAUCACAGACCUUCCCAGCCCCAGACCGCUCGACUGGCAGCCCAGUCAAGCGGACCAGUAUGGGACCACCAGCACGACCUGCGAUGCACCGCAGCAGUACCAGCCGAUGGUAG
Fulvia fulva is the source of this 2373-nucleotide messenger RNA. Its product is annotated as Forkhead protein sep1. Gene Ontology annotation, biological process: regulation of transcription by RNA polymerase II. NCBI's taxonomy places the organism in Eukaryota, Fungi, Ascomycota, Dothideomycetes, Mycosphaerellales, Mycosphaerellaceae. The record is from RefSeq and is a predicted model, not a curated record. Bases 1 to 2373 code for a protein of 790 amino acids. Gene Ontology annotation, molecular function: DNA-binding transcription factor activity, RNA polymerase II-specific; RNA polymerase II cis-regulatory region sequence-specific DNA binding. The transcript has a single exon.